UUCACUGCUAUCAACACGACUUCACGCGGUAGCACACCCCUCCAAAAUCAGCCGUGCUUAAAAACUUUUUUUGAACCUGUAAAAGUUAGACAAGUUCACGAAAACUGCCAGAAUCAUGAGCGCGAGUAUACUGUCGCUGCUUCUUCGCGACGAGGCAAUGAUUUUCCCUGCCGUUGUGUCGUUAUUGCACGCAUAUCAACUGGCAAACAUGGCUAAGGCUGUGGGGAGUUUGCGUCGUAAGUUCAAGGUGUCCCCUCCGGCCAUCAAUGGAGAUCCUGGCUUUGAGAGAGGCUUCAGGGCUCAACAAAAUACUUUGGAAUUCACUCCGAUGUUCAUGAUUCUUCUGUGGAUUGCUGCGAAGUUUCUGAACCCAGUUCUUGCAAGUGUGACUGCCCUUCUGUACAUCAAGGCGCGUUCGGACUACUUUACUGGGUACUGCGCACGUGCAGAAGAAAGGAGGGGCCCGUUUGGUCGCAGUGUGAACAUCAUCAUGCUGCUGUUUGCGUACAGCGCUAUCGGCCUGACACACACCAUCCUGGCGACAUACUUCAACGUCAACAUUCCCAAACUCGUUGGUUUGGGCGACUACAUUCUGCUUGACUAACCACAAGUCAAGGAGCAACAGGCUAAAUUGGGCAGCAAGACUGCGGCCAGCGUGAAUCAUCCGCUUCAUUAAUUCAGAGUACUUAAAGUGAACGUACUCACUAGCGUAUUUGAUGAAAACCAUUCCAUGAAAUAUUAGCGUUAGUUUAACUAUGAAUAAGAAUACAAAAAGCCUUUAAUAAUAUUCAUAAUUUAUGCUUAUAAAGCGUUUAUACUGAAGGUUUCAAAGUGGUUACUAUUCCAGUUCAUUGGCCAUGAGACCAUUUUUAUUUCUGCAGCAGCUGGAGAUCAGCGCAAUCUGGUCUCUACCUUCACAGGUACCCAUUUAUACUCCUGGGUGGAGAGGCAAUUGUAGUAAAGUGUCUUGCCCAAGAACACAAACGCCAUAUUCCCAUAAGCAUUCGAACCCACGUACCAUGGCCACACAAGGCAAACACCGUAACCUUUGGAGCACAGCGCUCCACAAAAUUUAGCUUUUACAAAAUUUAGCACAAGAAUUGUUCUGAACACCUUGAUGAAGUCUAAAGUGAACAUGAUUCAGAAGAGAAUUCAUAAAUCAGGUAUAAGAGAGUCUUUUCAGAUCAAGUUAGCUGGAAUCUGUUCAAAUAUUUACACAUAAUCUUGAAUACGUAAGGAAGUUGAACCAAUAUUAGGUUUCAAAAACCAUAUUUUCAUUCCAACUUCAUCUCGUUAAGUUUGUUUUUGAAAUUUUUAAAGAAAUUGUUGGUAAAGCAACGUAUCUAUGAAAUCAGUUAAAAGCUUUAGUUAGCUAGCUGUAUCAUGCCAAAAAAUCAAGUUGAAAUGUAAUUAUUUUUACUUUAGUUUUCUUCUAAUUGAAUGUCAAAAUUAAUAAGCAGAGUGUGUGUUUUUUUAGACUUGUGAAAUAAAUCAAAAUUUCUAACAAA
Molecule: messenger RNA, 1508 nt
Organism: Patiria miniata (bat star)
Lineage: Eukaryota; Metazoa; Echinodermata; Asteroidea; Valvatida; Asterinidae
Product: microsomal glutathione S-transferase 2-like
Exons: 5
Coding region: 116-604 (162 amino acids)
Biological process (GO): leukotriene metabolic process
Cellular component (GO): nuclear envelope; endoplasmic reticulum; membrane
Molecular function (GO): glutathione transferase activity; glutathione peroxidase activity; enzyme activator activity
Source: RefSeq, a predicted model, not a curated record